UUGCAGAAUAUACUAUGGCUGGUAAUUUAAACCUUUACGACUUUAAUGGUUCUGUUAGGCGGAACAAAUUGCAAGAAGCUAUCUUUUCUGAUUUGGCUAAAAAAGAAGAUUUUAUGAGAAAAAUUAAUGAAGAACGUAUCGAAAGGCAAGAACGAUCCAGACGAAAAGUAGCAGCGAUCAAAAUACAGUCUGCAUAUCGGGGAUAUCGUGUUAGGAAAGAAUUUCAUAUCUUUUUGCGAAGUCUUUUUGAUGAAGCAGGUCCAACACAGAGCGUUAUAUUAUUGGAAACACAAAUUUCUCGUUUGGGAUUCUUUUUCCGAUCUGCUGUUGACUGUGAAAGAACUUUAACAUUGUGCAGUGAAGCAGUUGCACUGGCACAAGCAGUGAAAGCGAACGACUUAUUGGAUCGAAGGAGACGACAGCAACUUUUACGGUGUGUAGUUGUGCUUUUUGAGCACACCGAUCGAACUAAGUCAUAUACGUCCGCAUUGCGAUUUCUCGAAAUUUAUAUAAAGGAAGAGGAUUGCUUAACUUUGUUGAAUUAUGGUUUCUACUCAUCCAUGAUGACUUUGUUCUCCAGUUGUCAUCAGCUUCCUUCUCCUUUAUACAUUGAGGAAAAACUUCCACAGCGCUCUGAAUCACUUUUACAAAUAUUAGUUUUACCUAUAAAUCGCCUUUCCAAGAAAACGGAUGCUAUAUUUGAAUUAUUUGGUACGAUCUGCAAGCCAAGAUAUGAAACUGUUACUGUUUGUUGUUUAGCACCCUUUCUAGCUCGACUUUGUAAAGCAGGAACUUUGAAAUUCGCAGAUAUUAUGGAUGCUUUAUCAACUGAUGGUUAUCGGUUGUCGUCACAAGAUGCAACUUCUACACUUUUAACUUCAUAUGCUGUUGUCGUUAUUACUUCGGCAUUUUCAUUAGAGACUUUAAAUGAUUCGGAAAAGGCCAAGUUGGUCUCCGUGUUUGCAGCACUUACACAAAAUAUCACACCGCCACCGGAAGCAAUGUUGACAGAGCGAUCCAACAACGACGAUUCAGAUGUGGAAGACGAGUCAAAUGAUGCUAUCAUGGCUGCGACAUCUGAUGUUGAACCGGAUAUUCUGGGAAGGAUUACUUCGCUUUGCACAUUAACUUAUUUCAUACGGAUUCAUUCAUCUGCAAAUUAUAUUUCUUUGACGAAUUUAUUUUCUUCAUUUCGGCAGCUGAUUCCAAGUUUAUGGAGGCUAAUAAUGUCCCUUAAUAGGAGUACUAUGUUUGGAGGGACGCAACCACUGAUAACAAUACUUGAACGGGGUGAAAAUAUAUCGCAUUCUGAUGAACAGGCUUUAAUACCAGCUUUAUCAAUAUUUAUAACAUUGGUGACAAAUGCCUUGAAAACAGUUGACGAUGAUGAUUUCCAAAAUGGUGGUGUUGGAGAUACUGUUUUUCCUCUUACACUAAAUCAAAUUACUGAUGUAGUCCUUCAUUGUCGAGAUCUUACGCUUGGUUUAAUUGAUCUCGCUUUUCCUGUUAAUAGUGGACCUUUCCAGCAAUCUUUUGUGAAGAGCUCAAAGUGGUCGGAUUUAUUCCAGGAUGUCGCCUUGUUAACGAAAGCAUUACAUGAACGAGACAAUCGAGUUUGUGUCAUGCCUCACAAUUUUUGGUCCAGUCAUAAUAGGAAUGUUGUUGUCAAUUCUUCGAUGUGGCAAAAUGGGCGUGGUCGUCGGCGCCGCGCAAGGCGUCCAUUUGAAUUUGUACGUUUUUUGCUUGAUAAUAGGGAUUCGGAUGUAAAUGAAGACCCUCCAAGUGUCAGUGAGUUGCGUAAUUUAUCCAUCGUCCGCAGUAUUCCUUUCGUUAUUCCUUUCAUCCAACGAACUGAGAUUUUCACAGAGUUACUUCUAAGAGAUCGCAUACGGAAUGAUUCCGGCCGAAAUGGACAUUUUAUCGCUGUACACAGAGCAACCUUGUACGAAGAUGCUUUCAGAGCAUUACAACCUCAUAACGUUCCCGAUAUGAAGUCAACAAUUCGUGUGCAGAUGGUAAACUGGGCUGGACUAGAAGAAGCUGGCGUUGAUGGUGGUGGCAUUUUCAGGGAAUUUCUUUACGAACUUCUUCAGACUGCUCUUGAUCCAUCUCGUGGUUUUUUUGCUGCAACCCAUGAACAGCUUUUAUAUCCAAACCCUUUGGCACCGUUUCUUUACCCAACUAAUUUUGUUGAUCACUUCUAUUUCAUCGGGCGAAUUAUUGCUAAGUUAGUCUAUGAAGGUUUGUUGGCAGACAUUCGCUUUGCGGAUUUCUUCUUGCUGCAAUGGAUGGGAAAUCCGGGAACAGUUCUGGACUUGGAAUUAGUCAAGUCAUAUGAUCCUCUUCUGCACAAAAAUUUGAAGUUUUUGAAGCGUUGCUCAUUAGAAGAGAUCGAAACUCUUGAUCUUGAUUUCACUGUUAUCACUGAUAAUUUCGGCGUGACAGAGAAGAUAGAAUUAAAGAAAGAUGGUAGUUGUAUCAAAGUAACAGCAGAUAACAGGAUGGAAUAUAUACAGUUAUAUGUUAAUUAUUACCUUUCUAAGCGGCUUUCACCGAUGAUCGCCGCGCUUCGGAGUGGUCUAAGGAACGUUAUAGACUUGGAAUGGUUGCGAAUGUUCUCACCGUUAGAAAUUUCGAUGUUGGUUGGCGGCAGUGAUUCAGAAAUUGAUUUCAAUGAACUAAAGAAAUUCACAGCUGUACAUAACAUAAAAUCUGAAAAUGAUCAGCAGUACAUGGACCUCUUCUGGUCGGUCAUCAAUGGAUUUUCAGCUGGAGAUAAAAAGAAGCUGUUAAAAUUUAUAACUGGUUGUCCGCGACCACCCAUAAUGGGUUUUAAGACUUUAACACCGCCAAUGGGUAUUCAGCUUGUCCACGACGUUGAUAAACUACCUACUGCUGCGACAUGUAUGAAUUUGUUGAAGCUGCCACUAUACGAUGAUGUUGAAACAUUGCGUCGUAAACUAAUCUAUGCAGUAAAUUGUGGAGCUGGUUUCGAACUUUCAUGA
Messenger RNA from Loa loa (African eye worm), 3005 nucleotides. RefSeq names its product ubiquitin protein ligase. Gene Ontology annotation, molecular function: ubiquitin protein ligase activity; protein binding. Bases 15 to 3005 code for a protein of 996 amino acids. Gene Ontology annotation, biological process: protein polyubiquitination; ubiquitin-dependent protein catabolic process. NCBI's taxonomy places the organism in Eukaryota, Metazoa, Nematoda, Chromadorea, Rhabditida, Onchocercidae. The record is from RefSeq and is a predicted model, not a curated record. The transcript has 20 exons.